Messenger RNA from Periconia digitata, 1644 nucleotides. The record is from the annotation of a GenBank genome assembly. Lineage: Eukaryota; Fungi; Ascomycota; Dothideomycetes; Pleosporales; Periconiaceae.
ACCUGGAACAGGACUGGCGUCAUCAUGGCGAACCUGUCGCACGUCAACAGCGAGGCGAGUAACAUCAGCAAAGACGGUGUCCAGUACCACGAAGAAAUCAUGGACGAUGGCGAUGCGCAUGCACAACAGCGCACGGUUGGCGGCCCGUCCACGGGAACUCAAGAAGUAGGGAGUGGUGGAGUUGAUACCCCUAGUACGGAUGCGAACGGCGUAGCGCAACACGGUGCGACCGGCGCGACAAAUCAAGAGCGAGGUUCAAGAUGGUGGAACUUGAGGAAAAAGAGAAACGACAGACACCAUGGUCAUUAUAAGGUGUACAAGAGAAGAUGGUUUGGGCUGACGCAGUUGGUGCUCUUGAACGUUGUUAUCUCCUGGGAUUGGUUGACCUUCGCACCCGUUUCAACGACAGCGGCAGAUUACUUCAAAGUGAGCGAGUCUGCGAUCAAUUGGUUGAGCACAAGCUUCAUGUUUGCGUUUCUGGUUGCAACACCAGUGGUCAUAUGGACUCUGAACCGUAACCCAAAAAUCUCAAUCGUAUUUGCAUCAGUUCUCGUCCUGUUGGGCAAUUGGAUUCGAUAUGCAGGCACACGAGCAACCGGCGGUCACUUUGGCGUCGUCAUGUUCGGACAGAUCCUGACUGGGCUGGCCCAGGCGUUCGUGCUCGCAGCGCCAACGCGGUAUUCUGAUAUCUGGUUCACCGAGUCAGGGAGAGUGAGCGCGACAGCGAUAGCGUCUUUAGCGAAUCCAUUGGGUGGAGCUCUCGCUCAACUCAUAAACCCCUUCCUCGGCUCCUCUGUCCCUAACCUGGUGCUUUACGUCUCUAUUAUCUCCACCGUAGCAACUAUCCCCUCGUUCUUUAUUCCGCGACUCCCACCUACACCCCCAUCCGCCUCCGCCAACAUACCCAGAACACCCAUCCUUCCCUCGAUCCGCGCCAUUCUGCGCUCGCCACCAGCCUACGUCGUUGCACUGACGUUUGCUACUUACGUUGGUCUCUUCAACGCUUUCUCGUCACUUAUCAACCAAAUCUUAUACCCGUACGGCUACACAGAGGAUGAGGCCGGCAUCUGCGGAGCGGUCCUGAUUGUGGUUGGUCUAGUUUCUGCCGCGAUCCUCAGCCCUGUGUUUGACCGUACGCACGCGUACGUCACGGGUAUCAAAAUCCUGUGCACGCUUGUAUCGGUAUCAUAUCUGAGUUUGAUCUGGGCACCUCAGACACGUAGUAUCGCGGCGCCGUACGUACUAAGCGCCAUCACCGGCGCUGCAUCGUUCUCAGUACUACCGAUUGCGCUUGAGUAUCUGGUUGAGAUUACGUUUCCAGCGAGUCCGGAAGUGGGGUCCACCAUCAUCUGGGCUUGCGGCCAGCUGUUUGGCGGUAUAUUCAUCGUCAUCAUGAACGCUUUGAAGGACCAGCGACCGGUUGAUCUGAAGCGCGUUAGGGAGAUGGGGAGGGGUCAGGGCGGAAGUAGUAGACCACCAGGAAACAUGUAUAAUGCGUUGGUAUUCCAGGGAGUGAUCGCGAUGGUCGUGUUACCAUUCCCACUGGCACUGGGUAUCAAGCGAUUAGGAUUGGCACAUGGGCGAGGACGGUUGGAGAUGGAUGAACAAAGCAUACAGGGCGAAGAAGCCCGCGCGCAGGAGUAG